Zea mays is the source of this 949-nucleotide messenger RNA. Its product is annotated as pectinesterase inhibitor 28. Lineage: Eukaryota; Viridiplantae; Streptophyta; Magnoliopsida; Poales; Poaceae. Gene Ontology annotation, molecular function: enzyme inhibitor activity. The transcript has a single exon. The coding region runs from base 87 to 788 and encodes 233 amino acids. The record is from RefSeq and is a predicted model, not a curated record.
CUCCUCCGCUCAACUCAAGAGUGACAACAGCUGGUAUCGAGCACUGCAGCAGCUAGCCAAGACCAAGCUAGGGCAAAAACGGCGCAAUGGCAGCCACCACCGACCGCAGCAGGAUGCAGGCAGCAGCACUCGUGCUAACCCUACUGGCGCUCCUCCCACCGAGCAUCCUCGGCGCCCGCACCAGACCGCCGUCGCCUCCGCACCAUAGCCAGGGCGGCCACAAGCGCUCGCCGCCGCCUCCCGCUUCUCUUCCUCCUCCCCCUCCCCCACCUCCUCCGCCGCCGCCCGCGGCCGACGCCGGACUGGUCCGCGCCACGUGCAACUCGACGGCCUACUACGACCUAUGCGUGUCGACGCUGGGCGCCGACCCGACCAGCGCCACGGCCGACGUGCGAGGCCUCUCGACCAUCGCCGUCUCCGCCGCCGCCGCGGACGCCUCGGGCGGGGCGGCCGCGGCCGACGCUCUGGCCACCGCCGCCGGCAACACCACGGCAACACCCGUCGACGCCACCACCCGGGCGCUGCUCCGCUCGUGCGCGGCCAAGUACGGCGAGGCCCGCGACGCGCUGUCCGCCGCCAGGGACUCCAUCGCGCAGCAGGACUACGACUACGCGGCCGUGCACGUCAGCGCCGCCGCCGAGUACCCGCAGGUGUGCCGGGUGCUGUUCCAGCGGCAGAGGCCUGCGGACUACCCGCCGGAGCUGGCGGACAGGGAGGAGCCUCUCCGACGGCUUUGCACCGUCGCGCUAGACAUCAUCACGCUCCUCGCCAACAACGACACCAACUGAUGAUGGCCAGAGGCCAUGCACGUGACCAACCUUAAUUACCUGCUUAUUACUUGAUUCAUUAUUCAUGUCCAAGAUCACCAAUAUAUAUGUGUAUGUUUGCGAUGUAACAUGUAUAAAUAAGCAGUCUUCUGAGUCUCCAUGCGAUGACAGGAGUCUAUUAA